GGUUGUAUCCUUUGAACGAGUUGCAUUGAUUGGCUGAAAAGCCCAUUUAGAGGAAGAGUAUGUAGAUUUCAUUGGCUAAUUUGCCGACCAAGUUCACAGCGCGACAGAAGUAAUUUUAGAAUUUCGACACAUGGGCACCACCGCGUCAAAGCAGCUCUUCGACGCCGCGGCAAGCAAUGACGUCGUCAAGUUGAGAGCCUUGGUCAACGGUGGAAUCGAUAUCAACAUGCCCCUCGGACCGGAUGAAGUGACAGUGUUGCAUGCUGCGGCGGAGAAAGGGCAUCGACGAACUGUGGACUUCUUGCUGGAGAAAGGAGCCGAAGUAGAUCGAAAGACAUCGGAAGGUCGAGCCGCAUUGUACAUUGCUUCGAAACGUGGCCAUGUUGAAGUGGUCAAGAGCUUGCUCGAGCAUGGAGCAGAUAUCGAAACGAAUCGAAAAAAUGGACGAACAUCUGUCGUCAUUGCGUCCAAAAAAGGAAACGUCGAGGUCGUCAAGUACUUGGGCGGUCGCGGGGCAAACUUGGAGGCGAGUCGAAACGACCGUUGCACCCCGUUGUACUUUGCGGCGAAGAAAGGGCACGUAGAACUGGCGCAAUUCCUCAUUGACAGCAGAGUGGACAUCGAAGCGUCGAGCAUAGAUGGCACGACACCGCUCAUGAUUGCCGCUCAAAAGGGCCAAUAUGCAAUGGUGGAAGUCCUCCUUGAUCGCGGGGCCAACGUCGAAGCUCGCCGAAAAGACGCGUGCACAGCGCUGUAUUUGGCCGCUAAAACGGGGCAAUUACGGAUAGUCAAGCUAUUGCUGGAACAUGGCGCCAACGUCGAUGCUCGGGACACUUGGGAUCACGCCACUAGCAGUCGCAGCGAUUGAAGGUCACCUCGAAGUAGUCAAACAUUUAUUGGCCGUCUCGCACACGUCGUUCACGUCGGCCAACCAGGACGGAUCGACACAAAUUGUAAAUGCCGCCGCGAAAACGUACAGCGACGUGGCUGACGCAAUAGCAGGGCUCGAGAAUCCCGACAAGCAGCUCACGAUGGAUAAGGUCAAGAAGGCAUUUAUGUUUUAACUUUGGGUCGUAUCUGUCUCUGUUGUCGCCAGCCAAUUCUACGUACGGUAUUCAUGCAUGGCACAUCCUAACGUCGCUGUCGCUCGG
Messenger RNA from Aphanomyces invadans, 1151 nucleotides. RefSeq lists its product as hypothetical. NCBI's taxonomy places the organism in Eukaryota, Oomycota, Saprolegniomycetes, Saprolegniales, Verrucalvaceae. Gene Ontology annotation, molecular function: protein binding. The transcript is spliced from 9 exons. The coding region runs from base 131 to 868 and encodes 245 amino acids. The record is from RefSeq and is a predicted model, not a curated record.